CGUCAUUUCCGGGCGGCAAAUCCCCGCGUUGCCGUGGCAACGCGAUGGCGGCGGCUGAGGAGAGCGCUUCGUUAUGGCUGGAGGCUCACGAGGACCCCCUGGCCGGGCUGUGCAGCUUCCCGGGGUGCAUGGCUCUGGUUGAUCUCCAUGGAGACGGCGACCACAAGCUGGUGGUGGGGGUCCCGCGGGAUCCGGGGGGUCCCCGCCUGGCCGUGGUGAGGGGCGCGGGCUCCAUCACCAGCCUGGCUCUGCCCGAGGCUCCGGCGGGGGUGGGGGCUUUCGGCCCCGCUUUUUUAGGGUCGGGGGGCUCCGGGGGGGGGCCCGGGGGGGGCCCCGCGGUGGUCGUGGCCGCCGGCCCCGCCCUCUACGUCUACAGGAACCUGCGACCCUUCUUCAAAUUCUCGCUGCCCCCCCGGCCCCCCGACCCCCUCGAGAGGGACCUGUGGCUCCAGGCUGAGCAGGAUCAGAUCGACCCCCUGAUGCUGAAGGAGAUGUUGGAGGAUUUGAGGGACAAGGCCGAGGUGCCCCUGACGACGCAGUCGCUGCGGCUGCUGGCGCUGCCCCCCCCCGAGCUGGGUCCCUUCGUGGCGCUGCACAAGGGGCGACCCCUGCAGAGACAGACGGUGGUGACGUGUCUGGGGGCGCUGCCGCGGGGGGGCCCCGAGGGGACCCCCGAGUGUCCCGUGCUGGGCACCGAGGCCGGGGACGUGCUGGUGCUGGACCCCGAGGCCUUCACGGUCAUCUGCAAGGGCUGGGUGCCGUCCCCCCCCGCCUUCGUGGUGCCGCGGGGUCCCGGGGACGGGCGCUGCCGGCUGGGGGUGGCCUGCAGGGACGGGACCCUGCGGGGGCUGAGCCGGUCCCGGGAGCAGGGCAGGAUUUUGGGGGUGCUGGGCUCGCGCCCCGCCGGGCUGAUCCCACAGGACGGGGGGCUCCUGGCUGCCACCGCCGACGGGACCCUGCAGGCCUUCAGCCCCCAGGGCCGCCGGCUCUGGGCGCUGCGGCUGCCGGGACCCAUCUCGGGGCUGGCGGGGGCGGCGCUGCCCGGGAGGGGUCUGGGGCUGCUCUGGUGGCUUUGGGGACCCCCCCGGGACCCUCGGGGAGCUGCGGCUCUACCGGGGCAGGACCUUGCUCUGCACCCUCAAAACGCAGGAGGUGGUGACCGGGCUCUGCUUUGGGCGCUACGGGCGGAGGAGAACACCCUGCUGUGCACGACCCGAGGGGGCGCUCUGUCCAUCCGGAUGCUGCGGCGCCGCGCGGAUUUGGGGGGGGGUCGCGGGGCGCGAGGACGCCCCCCGUGA
Molecule: messenger RNA, 1298 nt
Organism: Poecile atricapillus (Black-capped chickadee)
Lineage: Eukaryota; Metazoa; Chordata; Aves; Passeriformes; Paridae
Product: Bardet-Biedl syndrome 1 protein homolog
Exons: 14
Coding region: 45-1298 (417 amino acids)
Biological process (GO): protein localization to cilium; non-motile cilium assembly
Cellular component (GO): centrosome; BBSome; axoneme
Molecular function (GO): patched binding; smoothened binding
Source: RefSeq, a predicted model, not a curated record